AUCAACAAAUUACACCUGCAGACAUUUGAGGGCCCUGAUCUUUCCAACCUUGAUUUCCAUUUCCUUUUAUUUUUAAACCACUUCUCUUCCUAUCGAGAAGCAAAUAAAAACAAAGGCUUUUCUUUUAUUGCUUUUAGCUGACCCUUGCUCGGAUGGGUAAGAAUCUAGAGAAACUGUUCACCGCAUUGCUGACCCAUGUUCUUAUUCCGGCGUCCUCGUUUUCUCCUCUGGCUCUGCCUCAAUGUCUUUUUCGUUGUUGAUAUUGUGCUAAACAGUGGCUGGAUCACCAAGAAAAGUCAUCAGCUGAUUCCUGUCAGUGUCAAUCUUGUUAAUCCAACUUCAUCCGCCGUCACUCAGUCACGUUUUCCAUUAGAGACGGGAAAUGAAUCGGACGUUAAAAUCCAAUUGUUGUGUUGGGUUUCAUCGACGUUCAGCUUAUCCAUCAGUCAUGCAGAAAACGUAAUCCGAGAGACGUGGGGCAAACGAUGUGAUAAACUGUUGUUUGUUUACACGAACGACACUAAUAAUGGAAAAGAAGAACGACUAAGUGAGACGGACAAUGCUGGAAUUAUCCGGAUUGUUGGAAGGACAACAUCUGAGGUGUUACAGCAUUUGUACGACCAUCAUCUCAAUGACUCGCAUUGGUUUCUCAAAGCUGACGAAAACACUUACGUAGUGGUUGAACAACUGAAAACGAUGCUGUCCGUCCAAGACACUGGAACACCUUUUUACCUGGCUGCCAACGACAAAGAACACCCAUCGAUCAUUGGAGACGUGUAUGUCUUUAACAGAGCAGCCAUCCGCCGUUUAGUGCAUCAUUUCCGCCAUCCUGACGUCCAUCAAUCUUCUGAUGAAGCAGAUUGUAAAAGGUGGGGCCAUUUUCGGAAUUCCGGCAAGAGUAGUGUCGUGUUACCAACGUCUUUCAAUCGCGAGUGUCUGCAUCGGUUGGGUAUCGUCUCAUACAACACAAGAGACGAAAGAGGUUGUGAACGGUUUCUAUCCAACCGUCUUGCUACAGAAUUAGCUAAUCAUGUUAAUUUGGUACAUUCUGGGGACCGGUGCAUUUCGAGGACGGCCGUCAUCUUCCGCGGAGUUCAAUAUAAUCAGUUCCACGUUUACGAGCACAUGCUCUAUCGGCUUAAAAUAAUUCCUGACGUUUUAAGGCAGUGACUUUUGGUCACGUCUUAAGGUAGGUGUCGUUUGGAUAAAAGUGAAAUGUCAACCGAACCCAAAUGGUCGUGUUUUAGGGAUUAAAAGUACAUCAUCCUAUAUUGAGAGUGGGAAUCAAUUGUGUGGAUAGAAAGAAAAAGGAAAAACAAAUGUUGUGUUGUUGUGGGGAUGUGUUCUUUAGUGACUGGUUGGCCAAUGAAAGGCCCGCCUCUUGUUGAGAGGCAAAUACGCGAUGCCAUUGAAAAUGGACACUCGACUGCAAGCCAUUCAAGCAGGUGAGGUGCGAGCUGGGCAACUUUUGUUAUUUUCUCCGAUAUUGUCCUCCUAAUGCGAAGAAGAAACGUGUACAGAGAGAAAAAAGUGGAAAUGAGACUGGAUUGAACUAUCGAUGGCAUUGCUUGUUACAUAAAAAUCCCUAGCCCCUCACUUUUAAUUCUUUUAUUGUUUUAAACCUGCCCCUUAAUUGCACCAGUUUUCAAGGGGGACUCGAUUACAAUGCGAUUCUCUCGCGUUCUUAUUCGCCAUGGUCGAUUAUCUCGAACUGUUCUUCCUGCCUUGAUUUUGUUCAUCCUCUACAUUCUGGCAUUCUUAACGUCGGAAUUGUUUGUUGCAAUAAUUCAACACAUUGAAGCGCCAGCACAUAAGGGCGAAUCACUGGAGCUUCUGCUUUCCGAAUAUUCUCAUUCACAACGUCAGGAGCGAUUUAAUACUGAAGAACUUCCAAUCAAGUACAACUUGAUGGAGGAAAGUUUCGGCCGGAAAUGGGCCAAGAGACCGGAAGAGGAAUACAUCUCCGCACGGGAUUGCACCGUAGAAUACGCCAACAAGAAUAAACUGCAACAAGAUCAUCCGUGCGUCAUCCGCCUCAUUCGGCGUGAUUAUCUUCGCAAACCAUCACCACAACAUGUUCCUUAUCGGCUAGAUGUGCCCGAAUCGGCCGAUCCAUCUGACGGACAAGCUCAAGCAAUCCUACGAAUUUUGCAGAAUAAAACUAACGGUUUCUUCGUUGAUUGUGGAGGAUACGAUGGAGAAUUUCUUUCAAACAGUUUAUACAUGGAGAGGUCACUAAACUGGACGGGGUUGGUGAUUGAAGCUGAUAAAUUGGCAUUUAAUCAGCUCAUAAAUCGUAAUCGCAAAGCUUACACUUCACCCGUUUGCCUCAGCACCAAGCCUUACCCUAUGGAAGUUGUCUACAAUGCUACCAUAGGCACCAUGAGCUUCAUCUCAGAGGGAAAGAAGGACGUGCAGCAUAAGAAGUCGGAUCUAACGGAUAACAGCGAUGAUAUACCUAACAAAAAAGACACGACCGACGUUUACAAAAUGCAAUGUUUCCCGCUGUAUUCCUUGCUGAUCGCCGUCGGCAGAACUCGGGUGGAUUAUUUCAGUCUGGACGUCGAAGGUGCCGAAUACAAAAUACUAAAGACCAUACCAUGGGCAAAGGUUGAUAUCAAGACAUUGACAGUGGAAUGGAAUCAUGUCCCUGAAGGUGAAGAAGGAAUAACACGUCUAAUGGAGAGCAAUAAAUUCAUCAAGUUUGGUCUCUUUUCCAUGCGGUUCUCUCGCGACGUAGUCUACGUCAAAGACUUCCUCGAUGACUUCAGAGAAUACGAGGACGAAUGAAAUUUCAAUUACUUGUGUCAACGUUAAUGUAGGGAUAACGAGAAAAGUAAAAUGGAAUACAGACGAAUCGUUACAGCGCUGAA
This is a messenger RNA of Daphnia magna, 2873 nucleotides long. RefSeq lists its product as uncharacterized. Lineage: Eukaryota; Metazoa; Arthropoda; Branchiopoda; Diplostraca; Daphniidae. The record is from RefSeq and is a predicted model, not a curated record. The transcript is spliced from 9 exons. Bases 1666 to 2790 code for a protein of 374 amino acids.